This is a messenger RNA of Lathyrus sativus (Indian pea), 1608 nucleotides long. The record is from the annotation of a GenBank genome assembly. NCBI's taxonomy places the organism in Eukaryota, Viridiplantae, Streptophyta, Magnoliopsida, Fabales, Fabaceae.
AUGGCAAAUGAGUCUUCUCUUGAUUGCCUUGAAGCUGAAACUUUUACUGAUUUUCAUGAAAACAGCAGUUGUCUUGUUGAGAAUUGUGUUGAUAGCACUGAUCAUGACAAAACUAAACAAAAAUCUUUGUUUUGUCAAUUUUUUUCGGUUUACCUAAAAGAGAAUUGUAGUAGAGGCAAUGUGAGGCAUGUGCCGGUGAUGCUCGGUGACGGUCAAUUGCUUGAUUUAUACCAACUUUUCUCCCUUGUAAAGAAAAAUGGUGGGUAUGAUGUGGUAUCUAGAAAAGGAUUGUGGGAUUCUGUGAUAGUUGAACUGGGUUUGAACCUUCAUGUUUUGGCUUCGGUCAAAUUGAUUUAUGAUAGAUAUCUAAAUGAUUUCGAAGGCUGGCUCUGCAAAACCAAUCCUAAGAUUGAUGGUAAUGACGAUGAAGAAAAAUUCUGUAAUACGGAUGGUGAUGUCUUGCGUGUGGAAAUUUCUGCAGAGAAAUUUCAUUCUCCCAAACGCAAACGAGAAUCAUUAUCCGAAAUGAUAACCUGGAUGAGGGAUAUUGCAAAACAUCCGUUUAAUCCUGCAGCCCAACCGUUACCAGAACCUUCAAAGUGGAAGGGGUGUAAAGGAGGUCAGAACUUCUUUGUUCAGAUGCUAAAGGCAAGGGACGUUCUCUUGGUGAGAAAGCAUUCCAAACCAAACAGUGGAUCAUCCUACCAGAAGGUGAAGAUGCAUCCUGCCAUGUAUGAGGAUCCUGUUGCUCUUGGUCACCAAGGUACAAAGAAAUUGAGAUGUAGUGAAAGGAUUCCUGUUGCUCUUAAAUCUCGCUGCAGAUGCUGCAAUUCAUAUCCUGGUUACGGAAAUAAAUGUCCUCUGGAGAAAACAAAGUCCAAACCAGGUGUAACUGGAAAGAAAAAAUCAACUGCUAAACCAGAUGUAGCUAGAAAGAAAAAAUCUAAGUCAUCUUGGGAUGAUCUUCAUGAAACACUUGUUUCUAUAGGUCAUGGUUUCCAAGUGGAAGUCCCAGAAUGGACUGGUGUAGCUUCUGAGAGUGACUCUAAAUGGUUGGGCACACAAGUAUGGCCUGUUAAAGAGGAUGACUUAAAAGCUACUACUGAAUCAGAUCUUGCUGGGAGAGGAAGACGAGGUAAGUGUAGCUGCAAUGUUCAAGGUUCUGUUGACUGUGUCAGAUUUCAUAUUGCUGAAAACAGGAUGAAACUGAAGCUUGAAUUGGGUUCUGUAUUUUACCAAUGUGGAUUUGAUCGAAUAGGCGAGGGGGUUUCACUUCAAUGGACAGCUGAAGAAGAAAAGAAAUUUAAGGAUUUCAUGAUGUUAAAUAUCCCUUCCGAAAAGAAGGCUUUUUGGAUAAAUUUUUGGAACAAUACAUUUGAAGACUUUCAAUUGAAGACAAGAAAAGACAUGGUAAACUAUUACUUCAAUGUUUAUCUUAUUCAACAAAGAAGCUAUCAGAAUCGUGUGACUCCAAUGGAUGUUGACAGCGACGACGACGGAGACGAAUUUGGAUCUUUUUGUGAUGGGUUUGGGAGAAACGCUAUCAAGCAUCCAUCUAUGGAGUUCAUGGAGUGUUCAGAGAACACACAGUGUUUUGAUUUUGAGUAG